Emiliania huxleyi CCMP1516 is the source of this 1464-nucleotide messenger RNA. RefSeq lists its product as hypothetical. The record is from RefSeq and is a predicted model, not a curated record. NCBI's taxonomy places the organism in Eukaryota, Haptophyta, Isochrysidales, Noelaerhabdaceae. The transcript has a single exon. Gene Ontology annotation, molecular function: protein binding. Bases 1 to 1464 code for a protein of 487 amino acids.
AUGAUUUACAAACUUGAUUUACAAACCUGUAUAAGGCUGUGUAUGCAUAUGGCGCCGGCCACCGCGACCACCGCGCCCUCGCCAGAGACGCCGCCAACCCGCCUCCUCGACCUCCCCACGGAGCUCCUCGUGCGCGUCGUCUCUUGCUGCGACCCCGCCGACAUCGCUCACGUGGCGGCCGUCUCGGUGCUCUUCCACGCCUCGCUCGCAGAGGAGGGCAUCCGCUUGCGCCUGCAAGAGGCCGGCUACGCGCUGCCGGCGCAGCCAGAGGGCGAAGGCUGCGCCGUGCGGUGGCUGUGCGUCUAUGCCUUGCUGCGCGAGUCCAACCCGCCGGCGAGGCUGGCGGCGGGCGGACAGCACAGCGUCUUCAUCGACGGCGAGGGGCGGCUCUCGUCGUGCGGCACGGCUGCGGAGGGCGAGGAGGAUGACGACGAGGACGACGAGACCGCUGGGGAGGAACUUCCAGGCCUUCUCGGCCACGGCGAGGGCGUGCUGCAGCUGAAGACGCCGACCCGUCUCCCGUCGCUCCUCGGAGGCGAGCUCGCGAUCGGUGUGGCGGCGUCACGAUACUUCAGCCUCGCUCUCUCCGCGUGCGGCAGCGUCUGGAGCUGGGGCUGCGGCUGGCAGGGCAGGCUGGGACACGGCGACCAGCAGAUCCAGUGGCAGCCCAAGAAGAUUGAGGCCUUUGCUGGCCAGCGCGUUGUCGCUGUGUCGGCAGGAGGCCACAGCCUCGCCCUCACCGCCGACGGCGCCGUCUGGAGCUGGGGCAGUGGAGCCUGGGGCCGGUUGGGCCACGGCGACCAGCAGCACCAGCUGCUCCCCAAGAAGAUCGAGGCCUUUGCUGGCCAGCGCAUCGUCGCUGUGUCGGCUGGAUCCGACCACAGCCUCGCCCUCACCGCCGACGGUGCCCUCUGGAGCUGGGGCUAUGGAGCCUUUGGCCGGCUGGGCCACGGCAACGAGCAGCGCCAGCUGCUGCCGAAGAAGAUCGAGGCCUUUGCUGGCCAGCGCGUCGUCGCUGCGUCGGCUGGAUACGCCCACAGCCUCGCCCUCACCGCCGACGGCGCCGUCUGGAGCUGGGGCUAUGGAACACUUGGCCGACUGGGCCACGGCGACAAUCACGACCAGCUAGAACCGAAGGAGGUCGAGGCAUUGGCGGGGCGGCGCGCCGUCGCUGUGUCGGCUGGAAUGUCGCACAGCCUCGCCAUCACCGCCGACGGCGCCGUCUGGAGCUGGGGCGAUGGAGACGAUGGCCGGUUGGGCCACGGCGACGAGCAGCGCCAGCUGCUGCCAAAGAAGGUCGAGGCCUUUGCUGGCCAGCGCGUCGCUGUGUCGGCAGGGGAAGACCACAUCCUCGCCCUCACCGCCGACGGCGCUGUCUUUACUUGGGGCGCUGGCGGACUCGGCCGCUUAGGCCACGGAGAGGACUUGUCGAACCAGCUGCUGCCCAAGAAGAUCGAGAGCUAG